AAAGAAUCUAAACGAAAACGAACACGUGAUAGUCAACUCAUUCUGAGGUGAUCAAUGUUACUAGUAUUAUUUCCCCUUUGAUUUGAAGUUGAAAGAAGAUCGGUUGAUUCAGUUCAUCGAUGGUCAACUCGUGAUUCUAUAAACGAAAACGAACAAGAAGCGCCCAAAUUUCUUCAGUCGCACUUCUUCAGACUACAGAAAAAUGUCUUCGGUGGUGGUGGUGGCGGCGGCGGACACAGAUACAGACGAUCCUACCCCUCUCCUUCAUGACUCAUCGCCGUACGGUGACUCCGCCGCAGGUGACGAGGAGAUCGCCCCUUCAUCAUCGUCGAACGAGCCAGAUGGAUUAUCAAGACCUAAUUCGUCUGUUGGUUCCAAUCAACGCCUCGCCUCUCUCGACGUCUUCCGAGGUCUCACUGUUGCCUUGAUGAUUUUAGUAGAUGAUGCCGGAGGAGCAUUUCCGUCAAUAAACCACUCUCCAUGGUUUGGUGUGACACUUGCUGACUUUGUAAUGCCGUUUUUCCUAUUUGGUGUUGGUGUUUCCAUCGGUCUGGUCUUCAAGAAAGUAACAAACAAACAGUCUGCUACCAAGAAAGUCAUACUCAGAACAAUUAAGCUUUUCCUCUUGGGGGUGGUACUGCAAGGUGGGUAUUUCCACGGGCGCAAUGACUUAUCAUACGGAGUGGAUGUUCGCAAGUUACGAUGGCUGGGUGUGCUGCAGAGAAUUUCAAUUGGAUAUCUGUUUGCUUCAGUUCUGGAGAUAUGGCUAGUUAACAACGUUGCAGUUGACUCAGCCCUAACAUUCGUUAAAAGAUACUGCAUCCAGUGGACGGCUGCUUUCUUGCUAGUAUCGGUUUACAUGAGCUUGUUCUAUGGCCUUUUUGUUCCAGACUGGAAUUAUGAAGUUCCAUCCGUAAACAUGAGCUCAUCAACAUCAAGAUAUGGUUCUGGAACCCAAAUUGUCCAUUGUGGAAUGAGGGGCAGUCUUGACCCUGCUUGCAAUGCAGUUGGCUUGGUUGACCGAUUUAUUCUCGGUGUAGAUCAUCUUUAUCAACAUCCUGUGUAUAGAAGAACAAAGGAAUGCAGUGUGAACUCUCCUGAUUAUGGACCUCUACCACAAAACCCACCAGAAUGGUGCCUUGCUCCAUUUGACCCAGAGGGCAUCUUAAGCUCAUUGAUGGCUGCCAUGACAUGUGUGGUUGGAUUGCAUUUUGGACACAUUAUUGUGCAUUUUAAGGGCCACAUGCAGAGGGUGUUUCUGUGGUCCAUGUCAUCCUUCCCUCUACUAAUUUCAGGCUAUGUCUUAUUUGUGUUAGGUAUUCCUCUUUCUAAACCGCUCUACACUUUGAGCUACAUGUGCAUUACAGCAGGAGCAUCAGGCUUCCUCUUAACCAUUAUCUUUUACGUAGUUGAUGUCAAGCAUGUUAAAAAGUCUGCAAUGGUGCUUCAGUGGAUGGGAAUGAAUGCUCUCAUUAUUUAUGCUUUGGGUGCUUGUGACCUAUUUCCAGCAGCUUUGCAAGGUUUAUAUUGGCGUUCACCAGAAAAUAAUCUGGUUGACGGCACAGAAUCGCUGUUGCAAUCCAUGCUUCACUCCAGGAAGUGGGGUACCCUUGCAUUUGUAGUGCUUGAGAUAUUAUUUUGGGGUCUUGUAGCUGGUUUCCUGAACAUGAAACGCUUUUACAUACGGUUGUAGAAGUUUACUGGCAUGUCAUAAUAUUAACUCGCUAAUCUCUUUGUACAGUUUUUUUUCUUACAUGGUGGUGGAAAAUAUUACAAGAGCAAUAACAUACCCAAUACCCAAUCGAAAUUUUCUUGUCCCUUUUUUUCUGAACCACCCCUCCCAUAAUUGGAUGUUGCCUUCAUUCUUUUUUUUGUUAACUAGCUCUCCUUUUCGGAUGGAGCCGUGACAAUAGAAAGGUUCAGUAUAAGUGCUUUUUAGGGUCCAGCAUCCGCCCCAUUCUAAAGGUGUUGGGAUGGAAAGCAGGUAUGAGCUUAAUGCACUUCCUUCUUGUUUUGGGUGUUCUACUGUGCAAUGGGAAUCCUUCUUUUUAGCAAUGGGAAUCCUUCUUUUAAGCUUCGGGUUGGAUUGUUAGUUCUUUUCAAUUUGCUUUGGAUAGAAGAAUCGAAAGACGGACCAUGUUAUAAAAAGUACAUACAAAACGAACAUAAAAUGCUUUCCUCAGCUUUUUUUUUUGUUUUUUGGUAAAUUCGUUUUCAAAUAUUCAUCUCACAUCCAAAGCUCAAGAAAACAAAUAAACUCGGCUUCUUUCACUUCAUUUUCCCCAAUCGCUUUUCCUGUUACUUUCCAUUUCUCUCCAAAAUUUCAUCAUCCAAACAGGCUUGUUAGUCCACAAUUUCUAAUCAUUCGUGAUAAGAAAAUUCCUUGGAUGGCAAAGCAAAGCUGAUGAGGAAUCCCCUUUCGGCCAAUGCAACACUUUGCUUCAAAUCUUCUCCUCCUGCCCUACUUUUUAUCCACUAUCAAAAUAUCGUAGACCAACUUGGCCGGCCCAAUAUAUCAAUCACUAUUCCAAUGACAGCUACCUUUUAUUGAACAAUAUAAAAUCCAGCCAUCCACUUGACACUGUCUGCUAAACAUCCUGCAUUACAGCCCCGUCGGCCCACUCUGCGGCAAAUAAGAAAAAUGGCUUCUCAUAGAGCAAAUGCUGAGAUUUCAGGCAGCAAUAGUGGCAGCAGCCAAGAGUACUGCACCGGAAGAUCGUCAGACAAAGAAAAUAGCCAGAGCCGCUUGGGAAGAGCACUAGUGCAAAGAGCACUUUUCGGCUCCGGCCGCCGCCGCAGUGGAGGUAGGAAGUUCAAAGGAUGUGACACGAAAACUUCACCAAGCAGGCUAAGCAGAGUUUCUUUGGCUGCCGAGGCAGAAAGCUAGAAGAAUACUAUAUGUUCCAGAAAACUUGAGGGGAGUCACUCUUAGAAUUUUCAAUCCUCAAUGUAUCACAUUGUUCAGUGGAAGAUUUGAACUUCUUUCUUGCUA
Rhododendron vialii is the source of this 2992-nucleotide messenger RNA. RefSeq lists its product as uncharacterized. The transcript is spliced from 13 exons. Lineage: Eukaryota; Viridiplantae; Streptophyta; Magnoliopsida; Ericales; Ericaceae. The coding region runs from base 203 to 1693 and encodes 496 amino acids. The record is from RefSeq and is a predicted model, not a curated record.